Mesorhabditis belari is the source of this 1782-nucleotide messenger RNA. NCBI's taxonomy places the organism in Eukaryota, Metazoa, Nematoda, Chromadorea, Rhabditida, Rhabditidae. The record is from the annotation of a GenBank genome assembly.
AUGGAUGUGCCGCGACUGCUGCGAAAGUUGGAAGAAAGCGGGCUGCCGAUGGGAGUGUUCGCCGGUGUGCCACCGCAAUUGAAGCAACUAUGGAUCAAGCAAACGAAGACAAUCGUUCAAAUGGAGCACAAAGUGCCGGCCAAUCAUCCGUGCCAGAAAGACGCCGAGUUCAAGAAGAACAUCAAAGUAUGCAAGGAGUUGCUCCGAGAAUUGGAUGUCGCCGAAGAAGAUUGGUACGUGGAAGAACACAAACCGAAAAUUGAUCAACCAACACCUGAAAGAAACAUCGAGCUGGCUGGCGCGCAGAUGGAGGAGCUACACAUUGCCCAAGAGAUGAGACAACCAAUAAAUGCAGCCAGUGAAAUGACGCCACAAAAACGAGAAAAAGCGAAGGCUCAAUCUCCUCAAAAGCGGGUCGAAGUCGUCAAGAAUCCACGUCCACCACCAACACCCAAAGGAGUCGUGAAAGGGCAACAUCCACCAAUAACACCAAAAACGCCUAAAACGCCACGAGAAGCCGAAAUGAGGACGCCAAGAAUUGUGAAUACGCCCAAAGGAACUUCGAGCAAAUCAAGAGACAACACGCCAACACGCCUACUUCGGUCAGCAAAAGCAACGACCAAGAUGCUCGAGUUUGGUGGAUCAAUGGAAAAGGACACCAGCCAGGAUCGAGCAGAGCGACAACGCGAAGAGCUUCGCCAUGAGAAAGCCGAACGAAUAAAGAGGGCGCGUGAAGAGCGAGAAGAAGCAGUGAGAGCUCGACGAAUGCAAAUAGAAAAAGAAAGGGUAGCAAGAUUUGAAGCCAAGAUCCGAGAAAAGUCCCCAGUGAAACCCAUGGUUGAUCAAUUCAAGCAGCGACAACGCUUACAGAAGCCUCCUUAUUCACCUCAGGUCGUCGUCAAGAAAGCGCUUCUCCAAGACAGGCAUUUGCCCGUGUUUGUCACUCAAGCAACUUCUGAAAGUCGUUCUACACCCAAAAGAAAGUCGAGACGAGAUGAAGAGAUGAAGACCGAUGCACACGAAGAGCCUCUCGUGCAAAAGCCACCAGCAUUAGAAGAGCCCCUGAUGCAAGACGUGAAGCCACAAACCGAAACUGAAGAGCCAACAACAUGCAGUGAUACUCGGGGUUCGAAUCAUUUCGUUUUCGAUGAUCCAAUGUCUUCCAAAGAACGAACAAACUCGAAGGUGUCGAAUGCUCCACGAAGCCAAGAAAUUGAUGAAGCGGAUACUCGGGAUUCGAAUCAUUUCGUGUUCGAUGAGCCAAUAUCUUCCAAAGAACGAAUAAGCUCGAAGGUGUCGAAUGCUCAACAAAGCCAAAAGCUUGAUGAAGAGGACGCUUUGUCUACAAACGAAAUUUCAAAAGCUCAAGAAGAGACCGUCAAAGAAACCGCUCCCGCGCAAGUCGAAGCCAAAGUCCUCGUUGAGUCUUCAAAGCCAAAUCAGAUUAUCGAGGAGCCAACAGUGGAUAAAGAUGCCGAUUAUGGAAUCGACGAUUUACAUAGCGCGGAUGAUACAGAUGACGAAGAAAACCCGAGAAAAGAAAUUCCAGCUUGGGCAAAGGGAUCAGCAUUAAUUCGUGCUGUGAGAACGCAGGCGUCUUUGAAGUACAACAUCGACGAAUAUUUUGGAGCAAAACAAGAAGUCGACUUACAGAGCAUCUUCGGACCAAAGCGAUUUAAGCCACGUUCUUCAUCAGCCGUUUGGCAUUCUCCGAUUCAUCGCCCUCGUCCAGGCUUCAGCACGCUGGACUCAUCGGUGGUGGCAGAACAAGUCGAUGAAGAA